UAACAGCAGAGCACACGGGGAACCCACCCAGCCCACUACCCUUGGCCCCAAAGGAGAAGACGCCUGCACGACUGAGAGAUCUGAGGGGAUGCAGAGCAGAUGCCCAACCCGCCUGGAGAACCUCAGUGGGACUGGAAGGACCCAGGAACAUGGGCUGGGGUCUGUCCCCUCCCCACGAUCUCCCCUUCACAAACCGGCAGCUGGUGAUCACCACCAUGAUCAUUAUUGCCGUCAAGCUGCUCCUGAUGACCCUGGUCCUCCACUAUCUCCUCUACUUUUCACAGGCUGCUCCUUCUCCCACCAAGCCAGGAGACCCUGGCCUCACAACCCAGAGGAGCACAGCAGGCAUUCCCAGGUGCCAGUUAGGCUGGUGCCAGGAACAAGGGAGGUGCUACCUUUUCUCCCAGACUAACCAGACCUGGGAGGCAGCGAGAAACUCCUGCUUAGCCCAGAAUGCUGAUCUGGUGGUGAUCAAUGACCAAAGGGAGCAGAAUUACUUGGUCCAUAGAGCUGUAUCUGUACGUCACUGGAUUGGCUUGACCGACCAAGGGACUGAAGGCAUCUGGCGCUGGGUGGACAACACUUCUGCGGUAUUUACGAACUGGAACAAAGGGGAGCCUAAUAACGUGCUCAGGAAUGGAAUCAGUGACGAGGAUUGCGCCCACCUGCUGGAGACUGGCCUAUGGAAUGAUGAACACUGUAGUAACUCUUACAGGUGGAUCUGUGAAAGGGCUGCCACUGUGUAAACAGCCCCAUCUUCCCCUGGCUGCGAACACAGGCUGAAAUUCAUCCUCCUGCUGCUAUUCCUGGGCGCCAUUCAUGGCCUGCACAUAAUCCUGUCAGGCUUGUG
Messenger RNA from Gopherus evgoodei (Goodes thornscrub tortoise), 850 nucleotides. Its product is annotated as C-type lectin domain family 10 member A-like. The record is from RefSeq and is a predicted model, not a curated record. Gene Ontology annotation, molecular function: D-mannose binding; fucose binding; signaling receptor activity. Gene Ontology annotation, cellular component: external side of plasma membrane. Bases 150 to 746 code for a protein of 198 amino acids. Gene Ontology annotation, biological process: biological process involved in interspecies interaction between organisms. The transcript has 7 exons. Lineage: Eukaryota; Metazoa; Chordata; Testudines; Testudinidae.